UGGCCGGGAGAGGGAUGGAGCUGGCUUCUGGGCGUUGCCCGGUCUGUAAGGGGGCGAGGCUUCCCAAGAAGUGGAGGCCGGCCACGUCCCGCUCGCGUGGGUGAACAGCCUCCCCGCCGUAGCGGUCCUCAGGGCGUCCAGACAUGUCCGAGGUGAAGAGUAGGAAGAAGCCGGGGCCUAAGGGAGCCCCUGCAGAGCCCGUGAAACUGGGUGAGGGCAGGAAGAGCCCCGAGGCCCAAGGGAGCGGCUGGGCGGACCCGAGGACCGGCCUGAGCCUGCUGUCGCUGGGGACGUGCUUAGGCCUGGCCUGGUUUGUAUUUCAACAGUCAGAAAAAUUUGCAGAGGUAGAAAACAAAUACCAGUUACUGAAAAUGGAAAGCAAGGAGUUCCAAGGACUUCAAAGUGAAAUCAGUUUAAUUUCAGAAAAGCUUGAGUCUACUGAAAGUAUCCUGCAGGAAGCUACGUCAUCCAUGUCUUUGAUGACCCAGUUUGAACAGGAAGUAUCCGGCCUCCAAAGAUUCAUGCAUGACAUUCAAAACAGUGAAGAGAUGCUCACUCAAAAGAUGCAAAAGCUUAAUGAGAAAUUCCAAAAUAUUACAGAUUUCUGGAAGAGAAGCCUAGCAGAAAUGAAUGAUAAUACAGACAUUUUCAAAUCAGAAGCAAAACAUAUACAUUCUCAAGUUACUGUCCAAAUUAACUCAGCUGAGCAAGAAAUAAAAUUACUCACUGAACGGCUAAAAGAGUUGGAAGAUAGCACACUACGAAAUAUUAGAACAGUAAAAAGACAAGAAGAAGAGGAUCUUCUGAGAGUAGAAGAGCAGCUUAGCUCUGAUACAAAAACAGUUGAGAAGUUAGAAGAGGAACAGCAUGCUCUCCUUGCCAGAGAUGAAGAUCUGACUAAUAAACUUUCCAGCUAUGAACCCAAAGUUGAAGAAUGCAAGACUCAUUUGCCAACAAUUGAAAGUGCUGUUCUCUCUGUUCUCAGAGUCUCUCAGGAUCUGAUAGGAACAGAAAAGAAAAUGGAAGACCUCACUAUGCAGAUGUUUAAUAUGGAAGAUGAUAUGUUGAAAGCUGUAUCUGAAAUAAUGGAGAUGCAGAAAACCCUUGAAGGACUUCAGUAUGAUAAUAGCCUCUUAAAGAUGCAAAAUGAACUGAAUGUUCUGAAAGGAAAAGUUCAUGAUAUUAUAACAUAUUCCAGUACAAGAGAAAAGGGAACUUUAGAAGAAUAUAAGCUAGAAAAUAAAGGAAUCGAUGAUUUUUAAAAAAAUCACUGCAUGUAUUCUGAUGAAUCAUUCAACUAUGCAUAAAUCAAUUAGUUCCGUGGUUUUUGAGUUAUAGUGUUAUGCCUCACUUUAUUGGAAAAAUGAGAAGUCCACACAAUGGAUUUAUCCACAUAAUCAAAGCUUACCUUUUUAAGGUCUAAACCUCACUUUAACCAUUUUAAAUAUAAUUAAAUAUAAUUAAUUCUAAAGUUUAUAUUUAUCUGUCUUUAAGGUGAUAUACUCAGUUUUUUAAAUGUUUUCCCAUUAGUUGAUGAACAUCAAUAUGAAUUUCACCUAUUAUAUUGGAUCCAAAUAUUUUGCUAUAUCUGGGUACUAUUGAAGAAUUUUUACAAUUCACUGAAUGACCCAAAUUUGCUAUUUUUCAAACCUGUGUUUUCCUUACAUCUUUUCCAUCACCUGAUCUUGCUCAGGUUGGGUAGUAACAAGUCUGCCUCAGUCAGUUCUUCACUUUCCUAUGUUAAUUCACUGCAGGCUAAGAGUCCAGACAGUCAAGUCCAUAGGAAUUUUGUAGGGGCUGGGGAUAAAGCUCAGUUGCUAGAGUGGUUGCCUCACAUGAGGCCCUGGGUUCAAACCCCAGCACCACAAAAAGGAAAAAGAAAAGGAGGAAUUUUAUCUAAAAUAAAGGAUAAUGUGCCUGAAGAUGAGCCUGGGACUUUUCUGUGAAUUAAUAUGCACUCUCUGAAAACUAUAAAACCUAGGAAAUAUUUUACUUUUUGUUAAGGUUCUAAACUAUGUUACAAAUACUUGCAAGAAUUUUUAAAUUGAAUAAAUUCUUACUUAAGGCCUUUCUUAUUACUUGUGUAUGCUUCAAAGUAUGAACUUACAGAAUAUCUUUGUAUACUAGAUUUUUUUAAGGUUCUGUGUUAGACUCUUGAGUUUGCUAGAUACCUGAUCUCCAAAUAAAUUGGUCUAGUUACAAUAAAAAUACCCAUUAAGCCUGUGGCUUAUUUUAAGUGGCAACAUAAUGAUAAAUAAUGAUAAUUAUGAUGACUAAAAGUAUGUCAUUAAGGAUUCCCCAAACUUUUGGGACUAAAUUUAUUUUACUUAUUGACUUUAUUUUAUCUAAAAUUAUUUAAUGUAGCCAAUUACAUCAUAUAUUUGCAUUGGAAGUUCUGUUCUUAUUUCUUUUUGCCAGUAACUAUCUCAGUUUUAUAGUACAGUUUCAGUGGAAUUAGACACAAACUUUUUUCAACAAAAACUUAAAGCAGUUCCUAAAGGUAGUUGUGAUAGUUUUAUUAUAUAAUUUUGCAAGUUUUUGGAAAAAUACCUAACAAGUUCUCCAUUGGAGUUAAGAAGUCCUGUGGUAGACAGACAUUGAGUUAUAUAAACAAACAUCUGUGUGCACUGACAAAUUUGUGUUUGUAUGCUUUUUUUAAAAUGCCAAUAAACAGGAUUAUAAAGUUAGCUGGAACAUCAUUGUUUCUGACCUCUAUACUUUAGGG
Urocitellus parryii (Arctic ground squirrel) is the source of this 2725-nucleotide messenger RNA. It is a transcript of the gene Ikbip, whose product is annotated as IKBKB interacting protein. Lineage: Eukaryota; Metazoa; Chordata; Mammalia; Rodentia; Sciuridae. The record is from RefSeq and is a predicted model, not a curated record.